CUUCAGAGUCAUAUGACCAGCGCUCUGCUGUCAUUUCUGUUAGCACUAGCUAGCAAAGCACACCGACUAACGUUAGCUUUGAAAGGUUUGCUCUUCUUCUCCCGACCAUGACUGCACUGGUGGCAAACAGGGCAAUGGACGUGAACGGCUUGGCAGCAGCAGCGAGGACACACACGCAGGCUGUGACCCGAAACUACAUCUCUCAGCCCCGGCUCACUUACUCUACUGUAUCGGGUGUGAACGGCCCUCUGGUGAUCCUUGAUAAUGUGAAGUUCCCCAGAUAUGCUGAGAUUGUUCACCUGACCCUGCCGGAUGGCACCAAGAGGAGUGGGCAGGUCCUGGAGGUGAUUGGAAGCAAGGCAGUUGUCCAGGUGUUUGAGGGAACAUCAGGCAUUGAUGCCAAGAAGACGGCCUGUGAGUUCACUGGUGACAUCCUGCGCACCCCAGUGUCAGAAGACAUGCUUGGGCGUGUUUUCAACGGCUCCGGCAAACCCAUCGACCGCGGGCCCAGCGUCCUCGCUGAGGACUACCUGGACAUCAUGGGUCAGCCCAUCAACCCUCAGUGCCGUAUCUACCCUGAGGAGAUGAUCCAGACCGGCAUCUCAGCCAUCGAUGGCAUGAACAGCAUCGCCAGAGGACAGAAGAUCCCUAUUUUCUCUGCUGCUGGGCUGCCCCACAACGAGAUUGCUGCCCAGAUCUGUCGCCAGGCUGGCCUGGUGCAGAAGUCCAAGGAUGUGAUGGACUACAGUGCUGAGAACUUUGCCAUUGUCUUUGCAGCCAUGGGGGUCAACAUGGAAACUGCCCGCUUCUUUAAGUCUGAUUUUGAGGAGAAUGGCUCCAUGGACAACGUCUGCCUUUUCCUCAAUCUGGCAAAUGACCCCACCAUUGAGCGUAUCAUCACGCCUCGCCUGGCACUGACGUCAGCAGAGUACCUGGCGUACCAGUGUGAAAAGCACGUCCUGGUCAUCCUGACUGACAUGAGCUCCUACGCUGAGGCUCUGAGAGAGGUGUCUGCUGCCCGAGAGGAGGUACCUGGCCGUAGAGGCUUCCCUGGAUACAUGUACACUGAUCUGGCCACCAUCUACGAACGUGCCGGCCGAGUAGAGGGCAGAAAUGGCUCCAUCACCCAGAUCCCUAUUCUCACCAUGCCCAACGACGAUAUCACCCAUCCAAUUCCUGAUCUGACUGGAUACAUCACAGAGGGCCAGGUGUAUGUGGACAGACAGCUGCACAACAGACAGAUCUACCCCCCCAUCAACGUGUUACCCUCUCUGUCCCGUCUGAUGAAGUCAGCCAUCGGUGAAGGGAUGACCAGGAAGGACCACGCCGACGUUUCAAACCAGCUGUAUGCCUGUUAUGCCAUCGGUAAGGACGUCCAGGCCAUGAAGGCCGUGGUGGGUGAGGAGGCGCUCACCUCUGAUGACCUGCUCUAUCUUGAGUUCCUACAGAAGUUUGAGAAGAACUUCAUUGCUCAGGGCCCAUACGACAAUAGGACGGUGUAUGAGACCCUGGACAUUGGCUGGCAGCUGCUGCGAAUCUUCCCCAAAGAGAUGCUCAAGAGGAUUCCUCAAAGCACCUUGGCUGAGUUUUACCCCAGAGAGUCUGCCGCCCGUCACUGAGGCACACCUAGGAUGCCCUGCUUCUAUCCCUAACCACCUAUCCCUUUCUACCCACCAUCCUCCUCUCCUUUUACUCCUCUUCUUUAUCUCCUCCUACAUCCCAGUAAACUGCUGUCGUGGAGCCUUCUCCCACCCCAACCCUCAUCCCCCUCUCUUUGUUUUUAUCACCUCCUGUUGACCUCUUUCUCAAUCAAGUCACCCCAGCACCUCCUCCCAGUUCCCCUCUGAACCAGAACAGGGCAAUGAUCUCCUGUAGAUGUACUGUAGUGUAUUUGUGUCCAGAAGUUGUGUAUGGAAAGUGUCUGUGGUUUAACGUCUACCCCUUGAUUGCAAAAGAGUGAACAUAUCGUUAAAUUAUAGAUGAGUCCUUAUUUAUUGGGGUGUGUAACUGCCGGAUGCCCCUCCUCUUUGUCUUCUUUUUUUUUUUUUUAAA
Plectropomus leopardus (leopard coralgrouper) is the source of this 2052-nucleotide messenger RNA. It is a transcript of the gene atp6v1b2a, whose product is annotated as ATPase, H+ transporting, lysosomal, V1 subunit B, member a. The record is from RefSeq and is a predicted model, not a curated record. Gene Ontology annotation, cellular component: proton-transporting V-type ATPase, V1 domain. Lineage: Eukaryota; Metazoa; Chordata; Actinopteri; Perciformes; Serranidae. Gene Ontology annotation, molecular function: ATP binding; proton-transporting ATPase activity, rotational mechanism. Gene Ontology annotation, biological process: vacuolar acidification; ATP metabolic process; proton transmembrane transport.